AAAGCAACCCUACGAGUAAGCAGUUCUCUCUAUCAGGAGAAAAAGAACACGCAGUAAAUAGUCGUACAGACAGAAACAACAACAAGGAAUGGCCUGUGCCGACUCUUCCUGGUCCGAAGAGAACUUUUCAUGUUCUAUCUGUCUGGAUGUGUUCAGCAGUCCAGUUUCCACACCAUGUGGACACAACUUCUGCAGAACCUGUAUUACAAAGUACUGGGAUGAACAAGUCAAGUACAAAUGUCCUGUUUGCAACGAGCUUUUCAACACAAGACCUGAUUUACGGGUCAAUACCCUCUUAUCAGAGAUGGUUGAUCGGUUUGGAACGUCCGUACUAGUAAAAGAGCAGCCUUGUGUUGAACCAGCAGAAGUUCCCUGUGACGUCUGUACUGGGACCCAGCUGAAGGCUGAGAAGUCCUGCCUAGUGUGUCUUAUCUCUUACUGCCAAACCCACCUGGAGCCACAUCAGAGAGUCGCAGGCCUGAAGAAACAUCGGCUGGUCGAGCCUAUGGACCGUCUAGAAGACAGGAUGUGUAAGAAACACGACCGACUUCUGGAGCUCUUCUGCCAGACUGACCAGGUGUGUGUGUGUCACUCCUGCACUGAAGAGGACCACAAGUCCCAUCCUGUUGUACCUCUAAAGGAGGAAUAUGAAGUGAAGACGGCCCAGCUGGGGAAGAUAGAGUCUGAAGUUCAGCAGAUGAUCCAGGAGAGACAAAGACAUAUUCAGGAGAUUAAAGACACAGUCAAACGCAGCAAAGCAGACGCAGACAGAGAGAUAGCUGAUGGUGUGCAGGUCCUCACCGCUUUGAUGCGCUGCAUUGAAAAGUGCCAGGAUGAUCUCAACAAAAUGGUUAAAGAGAGACUGAAAUCCACAGAGAAACAAGCUGAAGGCCUCAUCAAAGAGCUGGAGCAGGAGAUAGAAGAUCUGACCAAUAAAAGCUCAGAGGUGAAGCAGCUCUCACACACUAAAGACCACCUCCACUUCCUCCAGGCCUUCAGAUCCCUGAAGGGUCCUCCAGCCACCAGGGACUGGACGACGGUGGGGGUCCGUCCUCCGUCAUACGUAGGGACCUUGAGGAGAUCCCUGGAUCAGCUGGAGGAGACACUGAACAUGGAGAUGAAGAAGCUGCGUGAUGCUGAACUGAAGAGGGUCCAGCAGUAUGAAGUAGAUGUGACUCUGGAUCCUGAUACAGCUGCUUCCACUCUCAUCCUCUCUGAGGAUGGAAAACAAGUAUAUUAUGGAGGUGUAAGGAAGAAACUCACAGACAACCCUAAGAGAUUUAAACAUAAAAUGUAUGUUCUCACGAGGCAGAGCUUCUCUGGGAGUUUUUACUUUGAGGUCCAGGUUAAAGACAAGACUGAAUGGUGUUUAGGAGUGGCCAGAGAGUCCAUUGCCAGAAAAGAACGGAUCAUAGUGACCCCUAAAAUGGGUUACUGGACUUUGCACUUCGAAAAGGAUAGGUUAAAAUUUAGAGAUGACCCUGCUGUCCGUCUCCCUCUGAGAGCUGAGGUCCAGAAGGUGGGGGUGUUUGUUGAUUAUGAUGAGGGUCUGGUCUCCUUCUAUGAUGUGGAAGCCAGGGUUUGUAUCUACUCUGCUCCUGACUGCACCUUCAGUGAGCCUCUUUAUCCAUUACUCUGUCCAUGUGAUCAUGAAUUUGGUAUAAACUCUGCCCCCCUGAUCAUCUCACCUGUCCAUCAAACAGACUAGGACCUUUGUUUGAUAAUAAAAUAAUCAAACAACCAAAACAACUAAUUGUUGUUACCUGAAAUAUAAUCUCUACUAUGUGAGAUCUGAGAGAACUGCAUUAAUGUUAUACUGCUGUCAUUUUACAAGGAGAAAUUCAGCCGGAAGCGAACCUUGACUAUCAAAACUUAUAACCCAUUGUAUGUCAUUAGAUAACAUUAUAUUGUUCAUUGUCUGUUUUCUUCCGUUUUUUAAAGGUUAACUGUUGUACAAUUGUUAAUGGUUGCAGUUACGUAGAGCAUGGCUUGAGGAUUAACGUGUAUAUCAUAAUAUUCUAAACAUUACUAGCAGUUUAUACUUCAGAAUCAUGAAUGACAACACAAUCAAAUGUAUGCAUAGUUUUCUGAUGUUAAUAAAACAUACCAUACAACACCCAAACCUGUGUUCCAAACAGGAUUGUAGGACGACAAGUAUUGUCUUGCAUACCCAUUACGGGUGUAUAAAUACCCGUUUGACUUGUCUCUGCUAUAGUCUACUACUUGUACAAGCAGCAGUCCCAUAAUCAGUGUUAUGAGCGACACCCAGUGGCGGGAGCGGGUAUCACCACAGAGGGGCGGGACGUUCUUUGUGGGCCCCUAAUCCUACUAUUUUGUACUAAACCUAAAUUGACUAUUCAUUUAAUAUUGUGAGACAUGAUUCUCUUUUUCUUUUGCAUUUUAUCGCAUGAUUAAGGUACAAACUACUUAUUCAUUUAUUUUGAUCCGCCGUUCAGGUGAGAAUCAUCUGCAGUCUCGUUCUCAUGAACGAUAUAUCACUGGCAAGCCUGGCGUGAGCGUCAUCACUGGCGAGCCGUCUCGUUAUCACCAGGAGAGUGGACGCACCUUUGGUGGCAGGUGUGUCGAGGAUAGCCCCAGCAGCAGGGACGUGCACAGGGGGGUUGCUCAGGUUGCUUGGGCAACUGCCCAUAUGCCCUCCUCGGCUCAGGUUGCCCUUCCGAGGAACAAUUUUUUUUUUUUUUUUUUUUUUAAUCAUUUAAUGGAUGUAGAAUUUCAUGUAGGCCUAGAUAAAAAAAUCGCCACUCAAAACAUUUCAUAAAGUAAGCGUAGCCUCAUUCAAUUCCGUUCGGGCACUGAGAGUGAAAGUCAGUAGGGGGAGGGCAAACUCUGCCGCGCGGCAACAGCCGGUUUUGCCGCCUCCCCUCUGCCGCCAUUCCCCCAUUGAAAUUAAUGGAGGAGGCGAAUUGCCGCGCGGCGUGUGAAAGUUGCUUUACGUAGCUGCAGCGCUGCACGCGACCGGAACACCGGCACCUGUGAGACGACUGCCUUGAUGUUGUCGGAAAAGGUGAAUUUGAGAUGUAUAACAAACAAACAAUCAUCAUCACGUUUUAUGAAAUGAAUUACAAUCUUCAUAAAUCCAGGCUCAG
This is a messenger RNA of Gadus chalcogrammus (walleye pollock), 3107 nucleotides long. Its product is annotated as probable E3 ubiquitin-protein ligase TRIML1. The record is from RefSeq and is a predicted model, not a curated record. The transcript is spliced from 2 exons. Gene Ontology annotation, molecular function: zinc ion binding; protein binding. Bases 89 to 1708 code for a protein of 539 amino acids. NCBI's taxonomy places the organism in Eukaryota, Metazoa, Chordata, Actinopteri, Gadiformes, Gadidae.